Caenorhabditis angaria is the source of this 2001-nucleotide messenger RNA. The record is from the annotation of a GenBank genome assembly. NCBI's taxonomy places the organism in Eukaryota, Metazoa, Nematoda, Chromadorea, Rhabditida, Rhabditidae.
AUGUCAUUCGACUUCGAUUUGACGGCGCCUUUUCAGCAGGCUUUUACAGUUCGGGAUCAAUAUGAGCAUCGACAUAAAGUUAGGCCAAUUCAGGUUAGUUUUGUCUAUUUUGGGGACUGAAAUUUUUGGUUGAAAAUUUGAAAUUUUUAUUCACCGGUCUGAAAAUGUUGUGAUUUUGAGCCUUUCUCUACAGGAUGGAACUAAAUUCAAAAUGAUUUAAUGCUGAAAUUUGGCUGAAAAUUUAAUGAAAAACUUGAUAUUCUCUAAACUUCUAACGAUUUGUUCAAAAAAUCAGAAAACUUUCCCAGAAAGUCUAGACAAAAUAAAAUAUCUAAACCAAUAUUUAAAAAAAAGAGCCCACAUCAAUUUUCCAUUAAAAAAAAAUCAAAAAUGUUGGUUAUCCUACUUCUCCUAACUCUUCCGAUGUUCUCAACUCAAGAACAAAAUGUUCUCGAACUUGCUAAAUCGGUAUUUGAUAAAAUCAUCAAUGCCGUAACUCUUGAAAUGGUUGAAAACGUUUGGGCUGUCGAAUUUUCAUCGACAGAUUGUGAAAAUGUUACCAAAAAAUUCAAUCACAGUGAAAUAUAUCGAGAAAUAAAUAUGAAUUAUAAUCCGGAGGAAACACGAGAAGAAUUCCCGAAAGUUUUGAGCGCUAAAUUUCAGGAUUCUGAAGAAAAAAUUCUGGUUAUCACGGUUCAGGAUAAAGCUGAUAAUAAGACUGGAACUGUUCUGUUCGCGAAAAAAAUCGAGGGAGAUCGAUUUGAACUUUUUGCCGAAUUAGCUGUGUGUUAUGAAAAAUGAUGCAAAUGAAUAAAUUUUAAGUUUUCAAUAUUUUCUACAAAAUUUUUUACAAAGAAAAUUUGCUCUUUCUGGUUUUUCAGCCGAAUUUUAGGUCUGUAUGAUUUUUUUCAUAAGAUGUCAAGUACAUCAUUUUGAAACCCUUGAAAUUCUCUACAAGAUAGGCUCUAGCUUCAAAGUUUGGAGUGCUGAAAUUUGGCUGAAAAUCCGGUCUGAAAUUGUUGUGCUAAAUUCUGAAAAAAACUAGGAUCGACAACUUUGAGCACGAUUUUCAGAACUUAUUCUGUGAAUAAACUUAGGGUCAAGUUUAUCAUUUUGAAGCUCUACAGAAUGUCACUAGGCUCAUAAUUUUUAAUGAAAAAUCUAUUGAAACACUUGAUCUUCCAACGAGACAAUGCUUCAGUUCAAAAAAUCAGAAAUUUUCCCCAGAAAGUCUAGCCAAUAUAAAAAAUUCCUAAAAUUAUUUAAACCCUCCUCUCCCACACAAAUCAUAAUUUUAUCGAGAAAAUGUUGAUGUUCAUACUUCUCCUAACUCUUCCAAUAUUCUCAACUCAAAGCUCACAACCUCUAGAACUUGCAAAUUCUCUUCUAUCUCAAUACAAAGAUGCAACAACUCUAGAAAACAUCGCAAGAUCCUUCAAAGCUCCAUAUUCAGCUACAGAUUGUGACCAUGAAAAAUUUGAUUUGUCUCACCAAGAAAUGUUCGAAGGAUAUGAAACAUAUAAAAUUCGAAUAAUCUUCCGGAUCGCUCAAAAAUGGCAGUCACAAGUGCCGAAUUUUUGAACGAAAAUUCUUUGAAAUUCAUUUCUCAUGAUAAUGAUGAACAUAAGACUGGGACCAUUCAUUUUGCCGAAAAACAGGGAAAUGGGGAUUUUAUUUUUGUGGCUGAACAGGCGAUUUGUGGAUUAGAUAAUUGAUGAACCUGAUUUCAUUUUGAAUUUCUCUAUAAAAUGAAUAUGAAUACAAUAUUCCUUGAGGCUUAGGAUUUUCAGCCAAAUUUCAGAUCUGAAAACUAUCAAUAAGUAUAUCAUUUUUUAAAAAGCUCUUCUCGUGAAAUUCUCUACAAUCUGAAAAUUUCAGAUAAUCGCUCCCUCAACAACUCAACCCGGAAAAUUUCGUCUAAAUGAAAGUGGUUUGAAUUCGGUGCUCGGACAUUCGGCUUGCGCAAAUAAGAAGGUAAGAAUAAAGAAUUCUGGGGGAUGA